This is a messenger RNA of Lasiosphaeria miniovina, 459 nucleotides long. RefSeq lists its product as uncharacterized. The coding region runs from base 1 to 459 and encodes 152 amino acids. NCBI's taxonomy places the organism in Eukaryota, Fungi, Ascomycota, Sordariomycetes, Sordariales, Lasiosphaeriaceae. The transcript is spliced from 2 exons. The record is from RefSeq and is a predicted model, not a curated record.
AUGUCUGAAUCCGAGAGCUCCGCUGCCUACAUCUAUGGGGCCAAGCAGAACCCAGACGGCAGCGAGCGCGAGUUCAACCGCUUUGUCCGAAGUACGUUGUCCGAACUCGCCCAGACCAAGCGGGAGGAUCCGUGGACCCCGUUCCGCUGCCAGAAAACCAGCCACGGAGCCGCCCUCCCCGAGUUCGGCUACUUCCCCGAGUUUUGGCCGAAUAAAAAGGGCACGAGCGAGAAUUUCGAGGCCGGAUUCGUCAAGGCUAAAGGUGGUGACGGCGGCGACGACGGCGAUACCAAGGCGGCUGGGGGUUUGGCUACGGCUGGUGCUGGUGCUGCCGAGGAGAACACCACCAUGACCGACAAGGCGGAGGAGGAGCCCGUCAAGCGUGACAAGGCUAAGGCGUCUGGCGAGCUGGUGUUUGGGGCUGGGGCUGGGGCUGGGGCUUGGGCUUGGGCUACUUAA